Messenger RNA from Adineta steineri, 1182 nucleotides. NCBI's taxonomy places the organism in Eukaryota, Metazoa, Rotifera, Eurotatoria, Adinetida, Adinetidae. The record is from the annotation of a GenBank genome assembly.
AUGAAUUCUACUGUCAUGUCAAAUUUGGCUGAUAUGCCAUCGGAAUGGUUUCGUAUAUUUCUUAUUAUUUUAUUCAUAAUUAUUGUUCUUAUUGGUUUAAUUGGUAAUACACUUGUUUUAUUAUCUGUUUCAACACAUCAUAUUAAAAUUCGUCGUUCAUCAACAAAUCUUCUUCUUGUUAAUAUGUCAUGUGCUGAUCUAAUUAUUCUUAGUUUUAAUAUGCUUGAUAUAAUUCAAUUUUCAUAUGAUCAUUCAUGGCCAACAGCUUGGUACUUAGGUUUAUUUUUAUGUAAAAUGUGUCGUUAUUUUCAAGUACUUGGUUGUUAUGUUAGUGUACAAACAUUACUUGCAAUUAGUAUCGAAAGAUAUAUUUCAAUAAUUCAUCCAGUUAAAAUUUCUCAUGUUAAUCGACGUAAACGUCUUUUAUUUGUUUUUAUUUUAAUAUGGUCUAUAGGAAUAAUAAUGGCAUCACCAAAUCUAUUUCUACUUACAUUACAUACACAUAUUAAUCGUCCGGAAUAUUAUGUAUGUGGUUUAUCCGAUCAUUUGACAUAUUCAUCUAUUAUCUUAUUUUAUAAAUAUAUUGAAUCAAUACUUUUCUUUUAUAUACCAAUUUCUGUACAAACAGUACUUUAUAUUAUUAUUUGUCGUAAUAUAUUCAUGGUUGAACGUGCUGUACAAGCAAAUUAUCGUAGUGAACAAUUACAACAAUCUACAGCUAGUGAUUCUCAUCGGCCCUUUUCAGGAACAAAAAUGAGUUCAUUAGUUCAAACUCCAAUCAAUGAAAAUAAUAAUAAUAAUAAUAUGAGUUUAAUGCCAAUGAUAACACCGCGUAUUCCAACACAUAUAACAAUAUCAAAUUCAACACAAAAAAAUGGUGAUACAGCACGUAAACAUGCUAUUAUUAUGCUUUUACUUGUUGCUAUACUAUAUUUUAUUGCAUUUUCACCGGCACAAAUUAAUUUUAUUUAUGUACAAAUCAAUCAUUUACAUCAUUUAUAUGAAAAUCGUUUGUUUUUUAUUAUAUCAAUUCUAUUAGCAUUAUCAUCAACAGCAUUUAAUCCAAUAUUAUUUUAUAUAUUUAGUAGAUUUUUUCGACAUAAAUUUAAUAUUAUUCUACGUAGUUUAUGUUCAAUAUGUCGUGUACAUUCAAGACGACAAAAUAAUUAUCCGAUGGUUUAA